GGGGUCUGAACUGCUUUCAGCCUGCCUGGGCUGGGUGGCCUCUCUGCUUCAGCAGUAUGAAGAAAGUGUAGUUAUUGGAAGAGAAGAAGAUGGGAGUUUGGAGUUGGCACCUGAAUUGGCAGCGUUCAGGCUGUGGACAAAGGAUGAGACCUGGUGGAUGCGGGGGAACAGGUCUCGUUCAUAUUUGGAGAUGAAGUGCCAUCAAGAAGGUUCUUUCUUUUGCUGUCUGUCCCUGGUGCUCUCCAAUGGUGCCCCAGACUUGUUGCAGGUGGACAAAUAUCAAAAUCGAUGACUGAAUAUGGGAUCAAGCUUCAGUGGAGGGAAGACAGACUGUAUUAAUAUGGAUGCCAUGCAUAAGAAAAAUAUUACAGAAUAAUGAAGGCCUGCACUACUCCGUGCCCUCCUGUCACUAUGGGAAUCAACCUUCCACCUACGGGGUGAUGGCAGGCAUCAAGUCUGCAACUCCAGAGAUGCUCUCAGCAAGUCUCUCCCAGACUCGUAUCUUACAGACCUGCAGCAUGCCUCACCCCAAUGUGGUAAAUGGUGUCAGCACCUUGCAAAGUGGCCUGACGCCCUGCCUGUACAAGUUCCCGGAGCACGCGCUGGGUGCCAGCUCCUGUGCCCUGGGCCACGGCUUCGCGGCCCUGCCCCAGCCCCUGCUCACCGAGGAGCCCGCGGAGUUCAAGCAGGAGUUCCGCAGGAAGAGCAAGCCCGCCGAGGAGCCCGUGGACAUGGACUCCCCCGAGAUCAGGGAGCUGGAGAAAUUCGCCAACGAGUUCAAGCUGCGGAGAAUCAAGCUGGGUUAUACCCAAACCAACGUUGGAGAGGCCCUGGCUGCUGUGCAUGGCUCCGAGUUCAGCCAGACGACGAUUUGCCGCUUUGAGAACUUGCAGCUGAGCUUCAAGAACGCCUGCAAACUGAAAUCCAUCCUGUCCAAGUGGCUGGAGGAAGCAGAACAAGUGGGAGCUUUGUAUAAUGAAAAAGUUGGGGUGAAUGAACGGAAGAGGAAGCGCAGAACCACCAUAAGCAUCGCUGCCAAGGAAGCCCUGGAGAGGCACUUUGGAGAACAAAGUAAACCAUCUUCUCAGGAAAUCAUGAGGAUGGCUGAGGGGCUCAAUCUUGAGAAGGAAGUCGUGAGAGUUUGGUUUUGCAAUAGAAGACAAAGAGAAAAAAGAGUGAAGACCAGUUUACACCAGAAUGCCUUCAGUUCUAUUAUCAAGGAGCACCACGAAUGCCGGUGAAGCUUUUCCACGUACACAUGUGGAUUUCUGGUUUGCUUUUUGUAAAUAUUGUAAAUACUGUGUUGUUAAAAAAGAGGAAAAUCAGUAAACCCCUCAUUCCUCCUCCAUGCUACCAGCAGCUGUAGCAUGGGAAGGAUUUUGCUGUCAUUAAUUAAGGCACUGUGAGCUCACCAGGACAGAGGUGUCACACUGCUCCUACUGCAUGCUGUGUCUCAGCCCAAUAUUGUAAAGCAGAAGUGGCUUGGAUAAUGCUUGUUAUCAAAGGUAAUUCUUGCUAAUUUGUUAUGUGCCUCAAAGUUUGUUUUGGGUAGGCUUAGCUAUAAAAACAGGAAUACAGUUUAUCUGACCUCAGGACUUUGUGGCCUGAGGGGAAGAAAAAGGGUUUUAUUACAUUGGUCUUUCUCUGCAUUGUACUUUCUUCUGAUUAAAACCAUGUGUGGACAUACUUACACCAGAGGUGGUGUGUUAAGCUGAAAAAGUACACAAAAUAAGAAUUUAUUGCACUGCACAUUCCCUCUCUAUUACACCCCACUAAUUGAAAAUAAUCCCUUAUUUGUCAUCCUCCUGCCUCGAGAUAAUCGAGGGGAAAAAAAACCCAGUGCCAGAGCUCCACCUAUCAGGGAGGCACUGAGAAAACUGAAUUAAUGACUGUAGUACUCACCAGGGAUAGAUUAUCCAGCCAUCUCAUCAGCCCUGCUCAUUGUUAUGGGAAUUAGCCCAUUACCAUAUAAGUAUUUUGACUGUUUUCCCAGGACUGAAAUUAAGUGAGUACACGCAAGUAGUCCUGGCCAGAUGCAUUUUAUUUUUCCAUAAAACAAACCUGAUGAUUUAGAAAAUGUCUCUAUAAUAGGCCCACAGAAAGCCAGAGGAGUUUAAUGUUCAAGACCACUUAGAAGCAGCAUGUACAAGUUAAGUGCUCACUCUCCAGUGCACAUUAAAUUAUCUCUGAUACUUAUUACAGUGACCGUAAGCAUAUUCACCAAUGGAAAUCAGGCUCCUGGAUUUCUAAAAAUCCACAUUUUUAUGGAUGAAUGCACCACUCUAAGCCCUUAACUGAGAAGAAAACUUCAAUUGAAUAACUCAAAGGGGACAAACUGUGGCUGUGUGCUCCCUUCAGGCUGCUUUCAUCACUAGCAUAGCUCAUUGCUAUAGCAGAGACCAAGGUGCAUACUUUUAUCCACCGCAGGUUACCAGCAGGUCAUGAACUUCACAAAAAAAGUUCAGCUGAGAGGAUCAGCACUCAGCAAAGGUGGUGGCAUGCAUUGGUGUGUCUUUCAUGUGAUGUGGUCAAAUGUUAUGUGUGUUGAAAUCACUAUCUGGUAUAUAUAGAACUUUAUUUAUAUUCUAAAUUAUUUUCUUAAUUAUAAAAGGUUUCCUAGAAAUGCUAUCAGCCUGUACU
This is a messenger RNA of Zonotrichia leucophrys gambelii, 2640 nucleotides long. RefSeq names its product POU class 1 homeobox 1 (gene POU1F1). The transcript is spliced from 10 exons. The record is from RefSeq and is a predicted model, not a curated record. Lineage: Eukaryota; Metazoa; Chordata; Aves; Passeriformes; Passerellidae. Gene Ontology annotation, biological process: regulation of transcription by RNA polymerase II. Gene Ontology annotation, molecular function: DNA-binding transcription factor activity, RNA polymerase II-specific; RNA polymerase II cis-regulatory region sequence-specific DNA binding. The coding region runs from base 345 to 1241 and encodes 298 amino acids.